Molecule: messenger RNA, 174 nt
Organism: Paramecium sonneborni
Lineage: Eukaryota; Ciliophora; Oligohymenophorea; Peniculida; Parameciidae
Source: the annotation of a GenBank genome assembly
AUGAUGUUUUUAUGGGAUGGAUGCUAUAUAGGUUCAUCAUUAUGGAUGGCACACUGGACUUAAUAAGCUAGUGAAGAUUUAGUAAAUGGAGUAGAAACAGAAAACUUUUUCUAUUUAGCAAUUUAUUCAGUACUUUCUUUAAGUUAUGGUAUAUUGGCAUUUCUUCGAUCAUGA